This is a messenger RNA of Osmia bicornis bicornis, 11127 nucleotides long. RefSeq lists its product as uncharacterized. The coding region runs from base 491 to 5923 and encodes 1810 amino acids. Gene Ontology annotation, molecular function: protein binding. The record is from RefSeq and is a predicted model, not a curated record. Lineage: Eukaryota; Metazoa; Arthropoda; Insecta; Hymenoptera; Megachilidae. Gene Ontology annotation, biological process: autophagy; response to starvation. Gene Ontology annotation, cellular component: cytoplasm. The transcript has 11 exons.
CACUUUUCUCCUGAUCUCCCCUCCUUUCCUACCAUUUCCUUAUCUGAAUCAGCUGAUUAUUGUUUUCAUAUUUCUAGCGAAACAGACCGUUGUUGGAGUUAUGAUACGUGAUACCUUUUAACGAACGACGUUUUGGAAUAUCCUCGUCGGUCCGUCGGAACAGACAACGGAUCCACUAAUUUCUGGUAACUAGGUAUUUCACCGACGAGUUUGAUAUUUCGAAGAAGAAGAUUGACGUUUCGCGGGCGGGGUGACAUCAUUAUCGUUUUCUGGUUGUGUUGUAGCAGUCACUUACAGAAUGACGCAGUAGAAGGUCGUCUCAGAGAUGGCGAACUUCCCAGUAUGAAAAUACAGUUUUAUGGCGAGGUAAAUUGAAAACUAUGUUUUGUGUUAUAUCAAGAACGAUUAAGCCAUAGAUAUCUUUCCGUAAAUGAGUAUUAAGAACGUCGAUAGAAGCGAUAGGUACAAAGAUUAAGUUUGGGAAAAGAAAAUGUCUGCAGACUCUCCAAGACGUGGUGUGCAUAAAGGAGUUCAAGUUGUAUCACCUCAACCAAUAGUUGAUCGAUCAAUUAUAGACAGCGUUGCAGGAAUUAUUAAUGAUAUUGUUCCACAGGCUUAUGCUGGCACACCAAAUUCUGAGAACAAAGAGUCUAUAUCGUGGGCAAGAUUUGAGUAUGCAGACAUUAAUGAUGCAGCCCUGUAUCCAGAUUACAAUGAGGGCUCUAACACACCACCUUUAUUAUUGGUGCUUGGAUAUACAACUGGAGUCCAGGUCUGGUUAAUAACGGCAACAGGCGAAGCAACGGAAGUGUUAUCAUGGCGACAAGGAGUAGUUCGUACUCUGCGAAUUUUACCAAAUCCAAAGACUGACGACGAACAUGCCGAUCUGUUUGAGUCGAAACGGCCAAUGGUAGCAGUAUGUGAUUCAGCUGGACCUGGACCACAAUUUUGCAAUAUUAGCUUCAUUUCGUUAAAAACUGGGGAACAAGUUAAAAGCAUCAAAUUUAAAAAUCCUGUUUGCGAUAUUUUGGCAAAUAAGCGAUCCAUAGUGGUGACAUUUUUAGAAAAAAUCGCUGUAUUCGAUGGUAGAACAUUGGAGGAUGUGUUAACAGUUACUACCUGUUAUGCCAGUCCUGGUCCAAAUCCAAAUCCUGUCGCUUUAGGAACAAGAUGGCUUGCUUAUAGCGAAAAGAAGUUGUUACCAGCAAAAAGAAGCAGCGGUGGUUGCGAAGGCGAAGGAGUUCAAAGUUAUACCGCGACUGUUCUUUACGCGGCGAAAUCUUUGGGCAAAGGCUUACGAGGAUUAGGAGAGACUGUUGCUUCGAGCUUAACUGGUAAUUCGGUAUCGCCAGUGGUCAUCAACAAUACGGGCAGUGACGUGACCCAGCCAGGGGUGAUCACGAUAUUAGAUCUCCAAGCUGCAAAAGAAGAGAAAGAGUUGGAUGACGCGAAUAUAGAGACUGUAGUUGCUCAUUUUACUGCCCAUAGUGAUGCAAUCGUUGCCAUGACCUUUGAUUUAAGCGGUGCGCUAUUAAUGACUGCUGACAAAAGGGGGCAUGAUUUUCAUGUAUUUAGGAUUCAACCGCAUCCAGGUGGCCCCACUUUGACAGCCGUACAUCAUUUAUAUAUUUUACAUCGCGGGGAUACUACUGCGAAAGUGCAGGAUAUGGUGUUUUCGAGUGAUACUCGUUGGGCCGCAAUUUCAACUGUACGGGGUACUACCCACGUUUUCCCGGUCGCACCAUACGGAGGACCGGUAGGAAUACGAACUCAUUCCACACCUCAUGUUGUAAAUAGACUUUCAAGAUUUCAUAGAAGCGCUGGUUUAAUGGACGAUGGCACCAGAUCUCAUUCCCCUGUGUCUCAUACAGAAUUACCUUUAUCAGUGUACCCCUAUUCUAAUCCAAGACUACCCCCGUAUCCUCAUCCGACCAUUUUACAUCCUUUGGCACAGAUACGGCAACCUUCUUCGUUGAACCACGUAAAUAGUCAAGUUCAACAGAGUAGGCCGCAGCAAAGACAACGAUUACACUCAGACGAUAGUGGAACGUUACCAUUAAAAAUAUGUGCUUGUUUUGCACCACCACGUGCUUGGAUGUAUGCGCAAAGAGAAUCUACUGCGAAAGUUAUGAAAAGAGCAGUUGAUUCCUUGUUUAUCAUGGCGUGCCACGGAAACCUGAUACAAUACGAUUUAGAACCAAAACCAGCUGCAGGUGUACCAAAGGAAAAAGUGUGUGACGAUACGAUGAUAGAAUUAGAAGUUGAAGCUAAAGGCCAAUGGCCUCUUUUAAGAUCUCCAAACUCCUUAGAAAUUGUGCCACCUUUGUCACUCUCUAGCGCUUUGUUGAGUGUCAAUACUAUACCAAAAGACGUUCAAGACGGCGAUUUAGCAGAGGAUCGUUGGUUAAGUCAGGUAGAAAUUGUAACACACGCUGGUCCGCAUAGGCGACUUUGGAUGGGUCCUCAGUUUGUCUUUAAAACUUACAAUGCAACCAGCGGAGCUCCCGUGAAUUUGGUUGAAGCGGAGGCAGUCGAAAUAGGAAUAACUGGUGGUUCUCGACCAGCAAGAUCGAAUCCGGUUAACAUGCCGCAUGCUGCGUCUCGAUCAUUGGUACCUGUGGUUAUCGAUGGAUCAGGAAGUAGUUACGAGCAAUCUCCAAGAUUCGUGGAAGCGUAUGGCGAUUCGUUAGAUAGUGAAAAUACCGGGGUCGGAGGUGGUGAGAAUCAGUUGAGAGAAGAUUUGGCAGAGGCUAUGCUAGAAACAUCUAUCGCGCCUCAUCGUGCACCAGGGAGGCGAUCGGUAUUUGAGAGGGUGGGUCAACCGGUAACUAAAGUCGUCAACCCUUUGGGCACCGUGAUUACCGUGUCAGCCGACGAGGAGGACAUAAACUCCAGUCAGGAGUUUGACUCCGUGGAGGAGAGCUACGUGCCGGAGCCACCUAGGAGCGUGUGUGCCGAAGAGGGUCCGGCAUCUCUCGGCGAUCUCGAGCCAGAGAGUCAAACUCUGCGCGACCUGACCGAGAUCUGCGCUGAAAUGCGUUCAGCUAGCGAGCCUGCGAUAGACAGUGUACCCGACGAGAAUAUUCGCGAGGUUAAAGAGAGGAAGGCUCUCUGUGUCGAGAUCGCGGCCAUCGGGGAACCAGGAGGCAUCGACUUCGAGAAAGAGGAAGCCUUUCACGACGUGCCUACAAGUUUGAGUCUCUGCGUCGAACAGGGUGAGAUACCCAGUAGCCCUAUGACCCAGGUUAAACAGGCUGUUUGGUGUAAGAGAUUCGAUAAGAGAGCAGGCAGAGGUGCACACGAGAAGAGCAUGUCCGAGGCACAGUACGUGAUGAACUGCGACGAUGACAGUGUCGUGUUGAUGGAAAAUAAACUGGCUCACGGGAAAAGAAGCGUUUCGACCCAUUCUAAAGCGGAAAGCAAGAAGCUUUACGAGUCGGAGAAGCUUGUGAAGAGGUCAGGAGGAGAUGGAUCUAAGGCCGAGACCAGAACAUCGGUUAAAAAGUACGUCCUCAAGGAACACGAGGACAGUAUCGUGAUCGAGGAUACAACUUGCGUGGAAUCUAAAAAUAAUUCUAGCUCUAAGAGAAAAAGUUAUGAUAAGGAAACAGUCGAUAAAGAAUCGGUGAAAGAGACUGGAGGAAAGUCCAAAGGGAAAUUGAAGUCUUCCACGAGCCAAGAUUGCAAGGAACCAAAAGUGGAAUCCAAUAUAGAAAGUAAGCUUUCAGGAAACCGAGUGGAACCGAUUAUGGAGCUGGGACGUAUAAGAGAAGAGGGUGAUAGUAACGAUGAUCCUAAAUCAGUGAUCAACGUUGAUGUAACGAUUAAAGAGGUAGAUAAAUACAAAUCACCACCAUCAGAUUCAACUGAUGAAUUCAGCUCCAGUGAGUAUCACAUAGUGGAAACCUCUAGUUGCGGCAAGGACAGUACUUUGAUUCAAUCCGACGAAGACAUCGAGCAUAUCCACACUUCCGAAUUGCCUCAAUCCGAGUGCAUCGACAUCACCAAGUACACGGAUAUCAGUUGCACGGGUUCUUCGCCCUUUCUGCAGAGAAAGAACAGCAAGAACACCAUAUCCGACGACGACUUGGAGUAUAUUCAUUCAUCCGAGCUGAUCGAGGCUGUUAGUAAAACAUGCAAGGAGGAUUUGAAAGAAGCCAGCGAUUCUGACUCGGCUACAACCAAAAGUAAACGAGUGUCAUCUGACGACGACAUGGAGCACAUUCAGCAUUCCGACGUGUGUUUCGACGAGGAUAGGGAUGUUCCCGAAAAGAAGAAACCGCAAGACGAGCAAUUAUCGAAAUCUAAGAGUUCAAAGAAGACGAAGGAUAUCGUGGUAAUAGAGAGCGAUACCUCAGCGGCUGAUGUGACGGUGAUUUUCAAGCCAGUCGAAAGCUGGAAGAACAAAGGCGCAGAGAAGAAGGAGGACCCUGAAGAAUGCGUUACCCUGAAAGAUACGUUUGAAAGUACGAGCCCUCUGAGAACAACGAAGACUCGAUCCGCUAAAACUUCACCUUCGAAUGUUCCAAAACGAUCUCAAGCUGGAAUCGAGAUCAUCGAUAUCGACGCGAUGCAGAAGGCCGAGAUGGAGAUCUUCACCGAGUUAACACCUGCUCCAGAAUGCCAGGUUCUACCUGGACCCGAAUUUGGAACUCGCUCGAGGAAAUCUCGAAAAAACAGAAAGCCGUAUGUUGAAAGCACCGUACAGAGUACCGCGGAGGUACCAGUCGAGUCCUCGAAGGCUGUUGAAGAAACUGUAAGGGAAUCGAGUCAGGAACAAAUUCCCGAAGUUUCUUGGAGCGCCGUUGUGAAGAAGAAAAGCGGUUCUCCAGUUGCGGAGUCGGAAAUGCGAUCAGAGGAGGAUAAACCUGUCAAAACCGGAGAUGCAAUGGAAACGGUAGAGACGGUGAAACGUACUCCUAUUUUGGAGAAGAUUGACUCUAUCAAGAGAAAGGUGCACGAGUCUCUGUCGAGGACGAACUCGCAGGUGAUCGAGAAGCUUCGUGAGGCUGUAACAGAGUUAGAUUUCGAAGAGCCUGUAGUGCAGACGGACGUUUCUUGGAGUUCUAUUGUAAAGAAGAAGAGUACCGAGCACGAAGGUAAGGACAUCGACGUCGAUCCAGUUGCAGAGGAACCGACCAUUGAGGAAAAGAAAACUUCUCGUAAACGCGUCGAGUCCUCGUCUAAAUCCUCCUUGAUGAUCGAUCAAUUAAAAGAGUUAGCAGAGACGAAUGUGAAGGAGUCUUCUGCUCAACCAGGCUCUUGGAGCUCGAUCGUGAAGAAGAAAGGUUCGGAAUCAACUUCGCAACUGCGAAGUUCUGAAGAAAAGGCUCGUAGGAAGGUAGAUCCUUCAGAUUCUUCGGAGAUCGACUCCAAUCAGAAAUUUAAAUCUUCGGAGAAGAACUAUGAAAAUUUAGCCGCUGUACCCUCCGAGGAACCUUCGAAGGCCUCGAGCUCGGUGGAUCGAGGUUCCUUAAAAGAGAAAGAAAACGCGAAGUCUUCGAAACAUUCAUCGGUUGAUCGAGUUCCCUUGGAAGAGAAGGAAAGCGCAAACACUUCGAAGCUUAGAUCGGUUAAUCCGCCUUUCUUGGAUGAGAAAGAAAAGCCUUCGAAGUUUGAGACUUUGAGCGAAAUCGUCGUGGAAGCUCUGAACGAGAAUAAGAAUUACGCCGAUCCUAUAUUCUUGAAGGAAGAUUCCUCGGAACCUGAACGAGAUACGGAGAAGAAAAGCGACUCUGAGCAGGAGAUCGUACCAGAGCGUUCGAGCUCCUCGGACGAGAUGAACGCGAACGUUGUGUUCACGAAUGCCGAGGGUGAUUACUCGAAGAGUGAAACCGUGGAGAGAAGCGCGACGAGUGGCUCGUCCUCCGUCUGCGCCACGUCUAAGAAGGGCAACAGGUCGAAGAAAAAAAAACGCAGAUGAGUAGAGGAUUGCAUGGAUGUACCUAAGGCCAGUCUUGCCCUUUACAUAUUCCUGAUGCAAAUGACAGGAGCCGAUUAGCAGAAGUACGGAGUCGAGAACUUUGUCCAGUUCUCGUCUCAUUAAAUCAUCUUAGAAACGAUAUCAUUUUUAACGGGCGUUUUAAUUCGGCAACAGCAACAGAUUUCAUAUUUUUGAGAAUAUUUUCUAAAAUAAUUUCCGCAUAGGCUGAAUAUUGUUGAAAUACCGAUUAGAGAGAAUGCAUUGAUUCAGCGCUUGAACGACCGGUCACUAAAAUUUUAGACGUCCGAGAUGCUAAUUUUCAUAAUUCUUAUAUCGCAAGUUGAAUGAUUCCCUGUCGACCACUAGCGAGAAACAAAGGCCCAAAAGACACCUAGUGGCCGUCGCCUAAACUAGAGGCGUCUAGAAAGAGAUGAAGCUAACAUAGGAGCGGGAGAGCAAUAUUGGUGGUAUCCGGUAUUCCUUUCAGACUUUCGUGUAAAUCUAAAUUUAUUCUUUCUGUUGAGUGAAAAGUGUCUAGCGCUUUAGUUAAUCGGACCCGUCGAUUAAGUGUUAAUUAAUGUAUUCUCAUAUCGUGAGCUGAAAAAGAUAUCAGCACGAAUAAAUGUAAGAAUACUACAUAUAAAAAGUAGGAAUAUCAUGUAAGACGCUCGAUAUAGUUUUCUAAGAUGAUAUUAAAGGGCAAGGCUGUACUGUACCAUGUACGUCCUAUUGCAUUCCAGUGGAAUGUAGAAAACGAAUUAAAGAAGAAAAAAGGACAGAAAAGAGAAAAAAUGUAGGAAGUAAAAUAGAGACACGUAGAAACUUUUGAAACUUCUAUAUCAUAUAUGUAUAUUUAACAGAUAUAAGGACAAAGAAACAAAAAACACCGUCUGUGUUUCGAAUAGUUUCAUAGCGAUAUAUUUCUGUUUCGACCGUCUUAUGUCGUCGAAUCAAUCUAAUCCGUGUGGUGCAUACGAAAAGUGUGGUUUUAGCUUUAUUACGAUCGAUCAUUGUUACGAUGCCCGCGAAAAAGCACGGGCGUCCGCAUGGGCAACUUGAUGUGCAUGCCUGGUUUAUCGGUAAUUGGUUAGACACUUUUUCACUGUGACUAUGUACCUUUCGUUUGUACUAUCAUACGUGGCCACGAUAGCGAUUACAUGUUUCAGUUGCACAAAGACACCUGUGACGUACUUACAAACUGUCUAAUUCAGGCUUACAUCGUAAUCAUCGAUAACGUUUCUAGAAAAUAUAUUUGUUUCACGAAUAAUUCUUUGAGACGCGAAAUUUUAGAAUACAAAAUUGGCCAUAUGACAAAAUUGAAAUAGGGUUUCUGAAAAUAUUAUUGAACGUUCAUCGAUGAUUUCAAUGUAAUUUACCGUUUCGUACGUCAUCGGGGCAUGCUUUCCGUGAAAGCCGUACGAAUUAAUGGAUCACAAGCAAUUCAUUUGAAGAAUUCUGAUAGCUUUUCAACCGCACCGUGUCAAACGAAUGAAAAUUUCUUAGCCAUUUCCUCGGGCAUUUUAUGAUUUUGGUUUAAGCUUUCGGCAAGAGCUGGUUAAAUGUGUAUUCAAACUCGUUCUCUAUCGUCCAGUCGAUCGAGAAGCAAUUAGCAGUAGGUUUCGUACACUUUUCUCUUGUAACGAAAUGAAUUCAUUCGUGGUAAUAAUGAAUACGAUUGAAAAGGAUUAGUGUACAUGUAUUAAACUGAAAUUGUAUUUCGCGGACUCUACAGGGUGUUAAAAAAUACCCUGAAGACCUCUACACCGCUGGAUAGAUCACGAAAAAUCGAAGUGAAAAAUGCUACAGAACUUUUCACUUCGAUUUUUCGCGAUCUAUCCAGCGGUGUAGAGGUCUUCAGGGUAUUUUUUAACACCUUGUAUAUGCACACACAAUGUGUGUAGAGUUAGAAAAAUAAUCGAAAUGUUGUCUCAAGGGAAAUUAUUUUAAAUCCAAAGGAUUUCAGUUGAAUUGUCAUGAAAAUCAUGUGAAACAGGUGAAAAUUCACCAUAGGUAUAUUUAUCGUAAGACCUUUGAUCGUGUAAAUUCGUGAUGCAUAUUGAACGUUUGUUGUGUAACAUAUAACGUUCUUGCAUUGUAUAUUAGCAAGAACUUAAAAGAGAAAAAAAAAAGGAACAAGAUUCUCUUUGUAUACUUUGCGUUAACACGGGAUCUUGUUUCAGCGUGCUAGAUCAUUUUUUAAUUUACUGUCGAGGUACACCUGUAUAUGUAUUCUCGUGCCUCGUUCAUCAAGUUUUUUUUUUCAAUUUAUUUUGUGUUUUGAUAGUGCAACAAGUUAACUUUAAAUCAUUGGAUCAAGUCCCUUACUAUUAGUCGAAAUUACGGCUGUGUAUUAGAUUCUCGUGGCGCUUAGUGUUCCACAAUGGAAAUUUUUGAAAUUAUUCAUGGUCCUUACGUCGAUGCUCUUAGAAUUGAUCAAAUUUCGUGUGUUUUCAAAGCAAUUUUUCAAAUUAAUCAUUUCUAUCUUUUAUUUAAAUAAUUCUACGCAGAGGAGACUUUUCGGAAAACGAGCCAGUUAAGAAAAAAGUUAGAAAGUAAAAAGGGAUCAGCUUCGAUGAAGACCUUCGACUUCGUUUAAUUGAAUUUUCAUCUCUCUAUAUAAAUGAUCGUGUUCAACCCUUGUCUUAUCGCAACGAGCCUCACUCGCGUUACAGAUUUUGGGAACAAUAUGACAAUGUACAUUUUACGCGUUGAAUAGUGAAAUUUUUAUUUAAUUUUUAUUAUAAUUCAUCGUUUAUUUUCAUUUGCUUCGCCAUUCAGUGAAAGGCUAAUUCUAUCGAAUGGAUAACGUACUAUAUUCAGCGAAUAGUUAAUUUUAUACAGUGAAGUGAACAGUUACUUCUAGUUUAUAGCGAACAGCUAAUUCUAUUCUAAAUAACUAAUUUUAAGCCAUGAACAGCCGAUUUUAGCGUACUUGAUCGUUCAAAGAAAUCAUAAGGCAAGGAAUUAAUAGCAGACCGUGUUAUCGAAGAGCAAAUCGUUUGUUCGUUCGUGUAACUUAGGCAUGGGCAAGUAGUACGGUCACGAGUACUCGAGAUUGCCCGGGAGCAAAUUCAAGCAAAGUGUCCAUGCCUGGUAUAGAUACAAAUAUAAUAUACAUAUACAUACACAUGUACAGAGUAGGUAGAAAAUUAUAGUACACUCGGAAACGCAAUCUUUUUUUUGUCUGAAGCUUUUAAUAUAUAGAAAGGGAACAUUUUUUAAAUCGAUUUGCUAUUUUAAUAAUUUUGUUUUCCAAAAGAAUCAAAUUUGAUAAUUGAUUGGAAUAUAGUUCAAAUAAAAAAGAAAUCAACUAUUCCCUUUUACUUUCAGUCAGCUUAUUAAAAUCAUCUAUGCACUUGGGUAGACAGUCUUUUUUCAUGUAGACUAACUUCAUUUCUAAUUUGUACUAUAAUUUUCAGCCUACUCGUAUAUCUCUAACUCAUUAGAGUUCAUUACUAGUACAAAUGGAGAACGACCAGAUCUUCUUGAUCAAACGAGAAGAAGGUCUUUUGUCGAGGAUUUAGCCGAGAGAUUUAGUACAAAGCUUUUAACGUCGCUUUAGUCCUCGUAAGUGCUGUGAUUAUGUUCGUGAUACGCUGUAUCAUUGCUACGCCGAGAGAAACGUGUUUAAUCGUGUUUAUUUUUAAAGACUUUUAUCGAAAGAGAAUUGUCACAGUAUCGUAGAGCUUCCUAGGUGCAGUGCUUUCAAUGGUAAUUUUUAACGACAGAUAUUUGUUGUGCUAAUGAGUAACAGGUGAUGGCUAAAAAGGAAAAGCAUAGAAAAGGGAAUAAAAAAAGAAAAAAAGAGAAAACACGUGAAUACUCAACAAGUAUUUUGCAAAGUAGUUACGAAAAAUGGUAUUCAGUUGCAAUAAGAUGCACUUAGAUUUAACCUUACAUGACCUAAAUUGUUAAUUCAUUGUUAUACAGGUGCAUAACUAGGAUUAUGACACCUUCUAUGCUAUCUCUCUAUAAUAUAAUUUUUGAAUUUUGUUCAACUCGAGAAAUUUAUUUAUUUAUUGUCGUUGUCUAACGAGUGUAUGCAGGAGUUUUAAAGCGCAGAAUUUUAUAAAUCAAAGUUGUGAAUGAUAUCGUUCGAUGUUAGUUUCGAAAUUGACUCGUGGAGUUAAAUUUUAGGAAUUAUCAUUAACAUCGAAAUCGUUGCUACAAGUGUUUAUAUUUUUGGAUUUAAUUUAAUCGUAUUAUAUUUUAUCGUUACUGUAUUAUUAUUUACUGCCUCUUAAUUCAUUUUUUGUUAUUUUCUUUUUUGUUUAUUGAUCGUGCAAUGAUUGUUGUAAUAACUUUAAGUUGCAAGCAUAGAUUGUUGGAUAAUGUUUGUUGGUAUUAAACGAAACAAAAAAAUAGUUCGUAAUUAACAAAACAUUAGAUUUUAACAAAUUCUUGAACAAAAUAACAAUUGCCGAUGUUUGUAAUCUAGUAUGUUUUAUAUUUUAUUUCUAAGGAAAGAUGCUUACUCAGAUAUAAAAUCAUGUAUUAUGCUGUUUCCUGAAACACUAAAAGUGUUUAGAAAUAAUUUUUUAGUUGUAUUUAAAUUUAUUAUACAUGAAAGAAUAUAGUCAAUUUUAGUAAGUACUUGAAUAUUUGUAUUAUAAAAAACAUGUUGCUCGUCUUCACGUUUCUCAUGUCUUAUUUAUUAAUUAGACGAGUAGUACAUUUUAUCCUGCAACACGCAUAUUAUAAAUACCAUAAUCGCCAUCAAAUGAACUUGUUUGUUAAUCAAAACUUAAUUUAAUAAUUUAAAUAAUCAUAAGUUGCAUUAAUCGCAAUAUUUGUUACAUCGAGUCACAAACUUACGAGGUUUAACGUUUAAGCAAUUAAUCACGUGUAAUGAAUAUACUUUCUCUUCUAACGAGGGUAGUAAUUUCGUGUUAAACAAUUGUCACAAAAAAGCACGAUUUCCUCGACGUAGCAAACUCAGUGUCACCGAGGGCAUUCAUUGCUGUUGAAAAAGAGAGAUUUCAAUGCUUGGCGUUUUCUUGCGAGCCAGAAUAUUUUUCUUUUCUAUUGCAACGAUUUUGUUAGAAUCAAAAUUACCUGACAACCUAUCUCUACAGAACCUGCUACCUAACAAUGUAGGUACAAUUCAUCUGUAAACCCGUGACUCUUCUAUAUUGAAUGUAAAAUGAACAAUGCUCUUAGCGAGAGAAUAAUUAUUUUCAAAAUAAAGAACCUCUGAAGUCGAA